AUGUACAAGUUGUGGUUUUCGGGUAAUUCAAGUCAAGUUUUACAAAGGGUGAAAAGUAAAUUACAUUCUCUUCAGAUGGAAUUUAAACAACUUAUUGGAGAAAAAAGUGAAAUUCCGGCUGAUAGGCAAAGAUUAAUAUAUUCUGGUAAAGUGUUAAAAGAUAAUGAUACUCUUGAAACUUACAAGAUUGCUGAAGGACACACAGUUCACAUGGUGAAAAGUUUAGGAGCUCGUGCUUCGUCUCAAUCGCAAACAUCUCAAUCAACAACACAAUCUGAAGCAAAUACUCCUUCAACAACAAAUACUACUAAUAACCAAUCAACACAACCACAAAAUGCACCUCUUAAUCCAUUUGCAGCACUGGGUGGAUUUGGUGGAGGUGGAGGAAAUUUUGGUAUUAAUAAUCCAUAUGGUGUCCCAAAUUUAGGUGGUAAUAAUAAUGGACCAAAUAUGAAUAUGAUGAUGGAACAAGUUCUUAAUAAUCCUGCUUUGAUGCAGUAUGCUUCACAAAUGAUGCAGGAUCCUCAGUUUAUAGAUAAUAUAAUUGCAAUGAACCCACAAUUUGGUGAAAUGGCGCCCCGACUUAGACAAUUGACACAAGAUCCCGGAUUCCAAGCUUUAUUAUCAAACCCAGACACAAUUCGUUAUAUGGCAACUUUAAACCCAUCAAUGAAUCCUGGAGGUUAUGGCAUGGGUAUUCUUCUUAAUCCUGCUGCUACAAUGAAUCCUACUGGAAACCCAAACACUAAUCAGCAACAACAACAACCAUUUUUCCAAAUUGACCCAUCAUUGCUAUUUGGAUUAGGAGGUCUAGGUGUUCCACCAACAACCGCAUCCACUGUUCCACCUGAAGAAAGAUUUCAAGUUCAAUUGCAACAAUUAAAUGAUAUGGGAUUUUGGGAUGCACAGAAAAAUAUUCGUGCAUUAUUAGCUUCUGGUGGAAAUGUAAAUGCAGCUAUUGAAUAUUUACUUAAUAUUAAUGAAUGA
Molecule: messenger RNA, 987 nt
Organism: Entrophospora candida
Lineage: Eukaryota; Fungi; Glomeromycota; Glomeromycetes; Entrophosporales; Entrophosporaceae
Source: the annotation of a GenBank genome assembly